AUGCCUCUCCUUCGCACUUUGAAACCUCAUCAUUCCUACAGUUAUUUGCUCUUCUUUGAUGAUGGAUACACACAAUAUUCUCCACCCAAUGAAAUUUACCGGAUCUGUCAUCAGUCCAAGGAAAACUGGCGUGAGGCCACCGAAGGGUCACAGGAUUUCAUCAAGCGCUAUCUCGCUCAAUACCCUCAGCGUCCGAUGGUUCGUCUAAAACCAGGCCAAAUGAUCGAAACCGAACUGGAUGGUGACUGGAUCCAGGCCACUGUAGACAAAGUGGAUGCAAGUCUGGUGCUCAUUCGGUUUUCCGAAACACACAGCGAGUGGAUUUAUCGAGGAUCAACACGCUUGGAGCCUCUUUUCAAUGACCUGAAUUCAGCACCCGGUCAGGCAGCUCUUGGUCGGAGUCAGCGUUUGGAAGUAGAGUAUGGGAACGUGGAUGCAUCACUGACUGACAAGUCUUCGGCGUGCAAACUACGCAAAGCUCGAAAGUCCGCUACCGGGAACAGAGACUCCUCACUCGCAGAAAACAAUUCAACGGUUGUCAAAACAGCGUCUGAAAGGCGUGGGUCCAAUCUGCGGCGGACCGCAAGUGGACGUUUGGAAAUGGCUGACCUAGAAUGUGCAGGCACCAUUGUCCCCUAUUUGGAUGGUCUGAUAGAUCAGUUUGUGCGCAAAGAAUACGUUCCGCACAAAUGUACCCACUCCUGUCUGAUUGCACUCAAAAAGUCGUCCAUGUCUCCCGCCUCCGAGGACCCGUACUUUUACAAAGGCCUUAAUCCACUAGAAAUCCCAUUUCGCGCUGGUUGGCUGAGGUACUUGUUGGUCGGUCACCCCAAUGACUUUGGUCGACAGUUUAUCGUUUACAAUGCACCGUGCGGACGACAGCUACGUUCGAUGCAUGAGGUACAACGCUUCCUGGACCGAACCGAUAGCAAAUUGACUACAGAUCUGUUUUCAUUCGAUCCGAAUCUGUGUAUUAAUAGUGAAUUUCGAGCAGAAAAGACCUUCACUCACAUUGCGGAUAUCUCGUAUGGAAAAGAAAACGUUCCUGUACCGUGCGUGAACAGUAUCGACAACGAGGUCCCCGGCUACAUUGACUAUAUUCCCAGUCGACUACCAAUUGGUGACGUACCUUUAAUAGACGAUGACAGCUUUGUUGUCUGCUGCGAUUGUACGGACAAUUGUCGCGAUCGGACUAAGUGUGCAUGCCAGCAGCUCACUGCCGAAGCCAGUUCACUGACUAAUCCUACUGGAAUGGUCGACACUCAGGCCGGAUACCGUUACAGACGCCUGGCUCAAUUCACGGUGGGUGGGAUAUACGAAUGCAACUCGCGGUGUUUGUGUGAUCGUCGCUGCAGCAACCGUGUAGUGCAACAAGGUCUUUGGUUUCGCUUGCAAGUUUUUAAAACUAGCAGGAAGGGCUGGGGUAUUAGGGCCCUUCAUUCCAUCCCUAAAGGCACAUUUCUGUGUACUUAUGCCGGUGCUAUAUAUGACGAAACAAUGGCUGUUCAAGAAGGAUUCGACUACGGUGACGAGUACCAGGCUGAGUUGGACUAUAUAGAGACUGUGGAAAAAACAAAAGAAGGGUAUGAAUCGGCGCCAGAGGACCCGGAAGACGUGGAUCUAGCUUUACAGCAAGCCACAAGCCAGUUUGGUGAAGGAAAGCCGGAAAAGGACUCUGAGUAUGAUCGCCAGAACGACAGCGAUAGCUCUUUGUCUCAUAGCACGAAUACCGAGAUGGAUGACGAUCGUGGCAGCCGUUGCAGUGAUUUCAGUAGCACGUCAUCAAGUCGAAACGCUGUGGGUUCGGCUGAGCCGUUGACACUAAAAAGAAGCGGUCUCCGUAGCUCCGUUACAAGACCUAUUGUCGCAGAAGAAAGCAACCUACCUACAGACUCUGAACAACUUUCUACCGUGGAUAAAACGUUAAGACAUAUCCAAUCCUCAAUUCCUUCGGUCACAACCCUAGAUUCUCCAGAGAUUAGAAGAGCUGGUAGUGAUUCCGAGUCUCCUUGCCCUCCGACCGGUGAGCGUCUUCUCAGUGUAAAUUUUUCGGAUGAACCUAUGGAUAUUGCUGCGCCAGUACUCCCUUCCAUCAAUGACAGUGAGGGUCAAGUAGCCAACUGCUCCAGCGACGAUCGAGCUAUCCCCCCAGAGUAUGACUCAGACUCAGGUGAUAUUUCGUGUUGUACAAAUGUCAGUAUUACCCUGGAAAAUAUGGAGUUGACCUCUGACUCACACCUUUCCGGUAGCCGUCAAAGCCCUCCAACCUCGGCAACUGAUCUCCCGGCGACGUCAACUGAGGCUAAAGCUGUUCCGAAAGCCGCAUCAUCUGCAUCUUCAAACCCGCUUCCAAAUGAGGAUCCGCUCACACACCUCGAAGGCCAGCGAAUGGUACUUGCGCGAAAAACAAUCUGUCGUGGACAAGCCCUCAGACGGUCUCCUGCUGUCAGUGAGCUUGACCAGAAGGAGUGCGAUAUGAAAGAUGAGGAAUUUGAAAACAACAUGUACACUAGCGUAAAGUUGGAAGAAAUGUCCAACUCGGACUCGAAAGCGUUUUUGAGUAGCGCAGACAAGAAAGAGUCUGAUACUAAACGAACAUCUAUCGGUCGGCGUCCGGCAAGUACCAAGCAACUGAAAACUCCUCCGAAACUGUACGAAAAUGAAGUAAAACGACAUACACGCGCUCGCUUCCGAGCUCGCUCGAUCAGUCUACCGCUGCAGUACACUGCUCUGCAUAGUGUGCGUCGAAUUGUGGACAGGGUGGACUUUGGCCGCAUACCACAAAUCAAGCUGGCCCGCUUAUCACCCUUUAAGUCACCUGUACACAAGGCUGACGAAUGCAGAGUCACUGAAGAUACAAAAAUUAAGCAGAGGUCCGAGCGACUCAAUUCCAACUUGUCAAAAGCGAAAGAGCGUAAGCAGAUUAAGAUUCAGUUGGUACAGGAAUCCGACGUGGAUAUACCAACUGAACCCCUCUCCGAAGAUAAAGAAACGCGAUUCAAAAAUCCUCCGGAUCCUCGACCUCCACUGACGCUUCGACUCAGACGAUCAUGUUCUCACAAUUUGGAUUUCUAUUCAAUCGCCAGCGGUGGGCGAUCGCGUGCUUCCUCCGUGGAUCGAAACGGCUCUGACCGCUCCAGCAUGUCCACUGACACCUCCAACACCCUUGAUACCGGUGAGAAGCGAGUGCUCAGGCGACGACCAUCGCACGAAAAACUAUGUGAAGAAGCUCAAGCUGCUCCAGGGAAGACAACUUUUGGACCUCCCUCGGGCACAGAGCGCCAUCGUCAUCGCCAUCAACCACGUCCUCAACAGCCCCGUAAAUACUUCCCUGUCGCACAACCCGACUGGUUACCAGCACGAAUAUAUUUCAAAGACGAUAACCCUUACAUUAUGGAUGCGAAGAAGAUGGGGAAUUUAGGUCGCUACUUCAACCACUCCUGCAACCCGAAUGUGUUUGUCCAGAAUGUAUUUAUCGACAGUCAUGAUCCCCGGUUUCCAGAGGUGGCCUUCUUCACGAAAAGAAACAUUGCCGUUGGAGAAGAAAUGACUUGGGAUUAUGGCUACACCGUGGACGCUGUCCCAUUCAAAGUGCUCUACUGUUACUGUGGUGAACCGAAUUGUCGCAUACGUUUGCUUUAGCUGCGUGCGACUGACGAUUCCUGUACAGUUUUAUCAAGUCCCUAAUAAGUUCUACCCUCAGAUCCCCCCUGUGGCUCUCUAUCCACCAGCCUCUUAUUUUAAUCAUACUAACAAAAUAUUGCCCAUUAUGUCCCACU
Molecule: messenger RNA, 3779 nt
Organism: Opisthorchis viverrini
Lineage: Eukaryota; Metazoa; Platyhelminthes; Trematoda; Opisthorchiida; Opisthorchiidae
Exons: 16
Coding region: 1-3642 (1213 amino acids)
Biological process (GO): negative regulation of gene expression; heterochromatin organization
Cellular component (GO): nucleus
Molecular function (GO): zinc ion binding; DNA binding; histone H3K9 methyltransferase activity
Source: RefSeq, a predicted model, not a curated record